CAUCAUCUGUUUGAUUGUCGGAUUAAGACUUCUUCUCAAGUCUUCAUUAUCUGAACAACGCCAAUGGAAGAUUUUUGGUUAUCGUCGUAGCUCUUGUUGAGUGUACAGAUCUCAUUUAAACCAAAAUUGGGACGAUUUUCAGUCAAUAAAAGAAAUCCUAAUUUUAACAAAGCAGCUAGAUAGUUUUUCAAUAUGGUGUCUAAUGGAAACAAUCAUGUGCGCGCCUCUUCGAGUGGUUGCGAAGAGAAUACUUCUCAUACAAGCAUAAUUUUUGGAAUAAAAGAUAAAGUUGGUGCUCUUGCGGUAGCAUUGAAGCCUUUUGAGACCAAUGGUGUCACAUUAAACCAUAUCGAGUCGCGUCCUUCGAAGCGAGCCGAAGGUACUUACGAGUUCCUGAUGACCACUGACCACGAAGUCGGAGAUAACGAAUUGAAAGCUGCUCUAGAGGAGCUGAGUUUGAACACAGCUUACGUGCAAGUUUUGAGCCGUGGUGAGAGUUCAUUAGAAUCUGUUCCUUGGUUCCCAAGAAAGAAACAGGACUUGGAUGAGUUUGCGCAUCGGAUUCUGAGUUACGGGUCCGAACUUGAUGCCGACCACCCAGGUUUCAAAGACGAAGCAUAUACCAAACGACGAAAGGUGUUUGCUGACAUUGCGUACAAAUAUCGACAUGGAACUCCGAUUCCUCGAGUUGAAUACACAGCUGAAGAAGUCGGAACUUGGUCAACUAUUUUCAACAGCCUCUCGACUUUGUUCAAAACUCACGCAUGUGCCGAGUUCAACUACAUUUUCCCACUCCUUGUGGCUAACUGUGGAUACAAACCCGAUAACAUCCCGCAACUUCAAGACGUUUCAGAUUUCUUGAAGAGUUGUACUGGGUUCACAAUCCGACCGGUGGCAGGACUUCUGUCAUCGCGUGAUUUCCUCGCCGGCUUGGCGUUCCGAGUGUUCCACUCGACUCAGUACAUUCGGCACUCAUCUCUUCCAUUGUACACUCCGGAGCCAGAUGUCUGUCACGAAUUGAUCGGCCAUGUUCCCUUGCUGUGCGAUCCGACAUUCGCUCGCUUUUCUCAGGAAAUCGGAAUUGCGUCCCUGGGAGCACCUGAUGAGUGGAUUGAGAAGUUGGCUACACUCUAUUGGUUCACGAUUGAGUUUGGACUGUGCAAACAGGGCGGUCAAUUGAAGGCAUUUGGAGCUGGACUACUUAGCAGUUUUGGAGAGCUGCAAUACGCUCUGAGUGACAAACCGCUAAUCAAAGAGUUUGAUCCAGAAGUGACUUCUGUGACGAAGUACCCGAUAACCGAAUACCAGCCGACGUAUUUCUGUACCCAGAGCUUCGAGGAAGCACAGGAAAAGCUAAAACAGUUCGCCACCAAAAUCCCGAAGCCGUUCACACUUCAUUACGACGCAUUUACAGAAUCAGUUGACCUUUUGGAGACGAAAGAACAGCUGACGCAGUUGGCAGGGACUAUCAAGUCGCAGAUAUCGACGUUGCACGCAGCUAUGGAGCUUCUUUGUAUAAGCGAGUAUCAUUCAAUCAACACUGGAAUAAUGCAAGCUUGAUCAGCUUUAAAAACUUGGGAUAUUGUGAUAAAUGAUGAAAAAUCAGUACCUUGAAUCAAUUCUUGAUAGAAACAAGUGUGCUUAGCUCUCAUUUAGAUAGAUUUUGUUAUAUCCGAUAGAUGAUAGUGUCAUAUAGAUAUUUUUCGUUAUUGAUU
Symsagittifera roscoffensis is the source of this 1715-nucleotide messenger RNA. Its product is annotated as phenylalanine-4-hydroxylase-like. Lineage: Eukaryota; Metazoa; Xenacoelomorpha; Acoela; Convolutidae. The record is from RefSeq and is a predicted model, not a curated record. The coding region runs from base 193 to 1560 and encodes 455 amino acids. The transcript is spliced from 2 exons. Gene Ontology annotation, molecular function: phenylalanine 4-monooxygenase activity; iron ion binding. Gene Ontology annotation, biological process: L-tyrosine biosynthetic process.